Messenger RNA from Myzus persicae (green peach aphid), 377 nucleotides. RefSeq lists its product as uncharacterized. The record is from RefSeq and is a predicted model, not a curated record. The transcript is spliced from 3 exons. The annotation marks the transcript as partial. NCBI's taxonomy places the organism in Eukaryota, Metazoa, Arthropoda, Insecta, Hemiptera, Aphididae.
AUGCAUACAUUUCAUGAGAAUUGUUCUUUGGUAUCGAGUGAGCUGAAAUGUAAAAUAUUACAGAUACUACCACCACAAUAUCCCUCGUUAAUAUUACAAAUAAAUAAUGUGAAUAAUUGUUUUUCUUGUUUAUUGCGUACAUCAAUUAAUGAUAAAAGUAAUGCUAUUGAAUGGAAAAAAGAGUUUGAAUUACUAAGUUUAACAACUUAUACUGUGAGUGGUUCUUUUCCUGAAAAUACGCAAAAAUUAGUGUUUAAAAAGAGAUAUCAUUGCCAUCACAAUACUCGACCAAAUUCGAAAACAAUUAAGCCUCAUGCAAAACAUACAUCAUGUACAGUAAGAUUCACCAUUACUGUAAAGCAGAGCAACAUGAAAAG